AUGACACUCCUCGGACGACUUCAAGAGGGCAAGAAACAAAUUCGCCUCAUUAUAACGCUCUGUUUCUUGUUCUACAUAAUCAGCUUCCUCACCUAUACCUACAACUUACCAGCUUUCACCUACACCCAAGAAGCCACAAGUCCAUCCUUGAGACAAACAUCACCUACCAAGCCGGAGAAUGUUACAGUCAGCGCCUUGGUCUUCUACGGCCGUCGGAGCCGAGUUGAGACCAUGAAGUGCUACAUUGAGCGCAACAUGGUUGACAACGGAGGAUGGCUGGACGAAGUACUAUGGGUCGUCAACACUGACAAGAAUGACGACUUGCGAUACCUCGAAGAACUCAUGGCUUCUAACCCACGCUACAAGAAGAUUCACCCUGACGAGAUGGUGGCGACAUAUACUUAUAAGCAUAUCUGGAAAUUGCUGGACCGUGGAAAGUACUACGUCAAGAUUGAUGACGAUGUUGUAUGGAUUGACGACGACGCUAUCCCCAACAUGGUCACACGCAAGAUCCAAAACCCAAAUGACUUUGUCGUUUCGGGUAACAUCAUCAACAACCCCCCUUUAGGCUUCUUCCACAUGCGAAUGGGUGCCAUACACCCGUACUUCCCCGAACGAUUCGAGCCACUGGAUAUUAACAUCACAAGCGAGGGUGAUUACUGGAAGCCAUCGGGACACCCUGCUUGGGAGGGACCAAAGAAGUUCAAGUGGGAGCUCAACAAGGAGCCCCCUCCAUGGGAAAAUCACAGAUGGCUCAGAGUGCCUGACGAUGGUGUUUUGUACCAAACACCUGCUGCUGAGCUCAAGUACGACAUUUGGGGUGACAGUUACAAGAACUGGGCCAUCGCUUCACAGAUGCACAUGUCCCUGUUUGAGAAUAUCGAGAAGAACCAACUGGAUCUGUACAAGUUUGAGAAGCCUUGGGUCAUGUAUGAUGACCGCAUCCGCAUCAACUUCAUGUGUAUCUAUAGCGACGACAUCCUCGAUACAGACCCUGAGAACUGGCCAAAAGAAAAAGGCGAUGAGGAUAUGAUUGUGCUUGAGCUCCCCAAGAAGCUUCGACGCCGGUAA
This is a messenger RNA of Fusarium graminearum PH-1, 1071 nucleotides long. RefSeq lists its product as uncharacterized. The record is from RefSeq and is a predicted model, not a curated record. The transcript has 3 exons. Bases 1 to 1071 code for a protein of 356 amino acids. NCBI's taxonomy places the organism in Eukaryota, Fungi, Ascomycota, Sordariomycetes, Hypocreales, Nectriaceae.